AUGAUGAAUAAACUAAAAAAAACUAAUUUAUCUUCAAUUCAAGAAGUAAAAUAUACUAUAGACGACUCAGUUAGUCCGUUUAUGACUACAAUGGGAUAUCAAGAAACUUAUCUUUUAAUGAAUAUAAGAUUUAUUCUUGGAUAUACACUUGUUAUUAUAUGUUCAAAUGUUGCUACAUGUAAUUAUAUUUUUGGUUUUAAGCCUUCUAAAACAUAUACUUUAUGGGGAGUUAUUGGAUAUUUUAUUUUAUAUGGAUGUUAUACUUUAUGGAAUUGUACAGCAGGCAGAAGCAUUAUUUAUCAGGGAAGAAAAGGCGAGAUUCGAUUGAGUAUUCGUUCAUCUAUUAAUAAAAAAGGGCCUACAUAUACAUUGACUAUUGAAAUACUGAAGGAAGGUAUUCUAAAAAAGUUUUUGGCUAAAGAAAUGUUUAAUUUAUGGUUUACUGAGGAUGGAAUUUUUGAAAAAGAUCAAUUUGAUAUAUGGCUUAAAAAUAUUAUUAAACAAAUUGAAGAAGGGAAAGGAAGUUUUAUUAUUGAUAUAUCAAAUAUAAUAAAAAAAAGAAGAGUAGAUAAUUAAAAAUAUAGAAGAUAUUUUUCGAAAAUAAUGUAUGAAGAUUUUUAAUUAAGUUUAUCAAUUGAUAGAGUCAACAUCGCUUUUUAUAUUAUAUUGUGAUAGAUCAAUUUCUGUUCCUACUUUCAAAUUAUAUGAACUCCCUU
Pneumocystis murina B123 is the source of this 716-nucleotide messenger RNA. RefSeq lists its product as hypothetical. Lineage: Eukaryota; Fungi; Ascomycota; Pneumocystomycetes; Pneumocystales; Pneumocystaceae. The transcript is spliced from 3 exons. Gene Ontology annotation, biological process: protein targeting to ER. Gene Ontology annotation, cellular component: membrane; signal peptidase complex. The record is from RefSeq and is a predicted model, not a curated record. Bases 1 to 576 code for a protein of 191 amino acids.